AUGCCCUACGAAUUUAUUAUUUCAAAAAAAGUCGUAAUUAUUGGAUGCCUUAUUAGUACCACAUGUUUACUCUAUUUUCUAUUUGUAAACUCGUUACAACAGUUAAAUGGAUCAACUUAUUCUCCUGUUAGAGUAGAACAUUACAAACGAAAUUAUGACGAAUUCAUUAUUGCUGAUCCGAGAGGAAGUUCCAAAGUAAAAUUAAACGUCUCUCAUGCAUUCAUCACUUCUAUAUACUACUAUCCGACUUCUAAAAGUCUCGGUUCGAAUGCAGUUGCAUUCAAUAUGGCUAUUGAUCAACGUAGCAAUCAAAUGAGAAACCAUACAUUCAAUGUCAUUGGCACAAACUCUUCAACUUCUCUUUUUUCGACUGCCACGUCACAAGCAGAAGGAGUGGGAAACUGUCGGUAUACGACACUGAUGGGAAGAAUAAACACAGUGGAGAACCUGGAAAAGUUGGAAAUUGAAUCGAAUGGAGUUACAGUUGAGGUCCCAUUCAAAAUGGCUCGCUAUUCUGCUCCAAAGCCAGUAAUAAUCUGCAUUUCUCCACAAUUCGUAGCCGAACAAUGGCAGAUUUUUAUGAUGCAUGUGAAUGCAGCUAAUCGAUUCGGUGGACAUCUUCACGUGUAUCUCACUUCUAUCAUCGAAUCAUAUUUUGAGUUGAUGAAAGUAUACGAACGAGAAGGAUAUCUUACUUUAGAUUAUUGGUUGAGAAUGAAAUUAAUGUCGACUGAAUCUCCAUACUUUGAUCCAAAUUCAAAUAUUGAAUGGAGAAAUCAGGCAGGAGCAGAGACAGAUUGUCUUCUUCAAUACAAGGAAGCAGCUGAAUAUAUUGCAUUCUUUGAUAUGGAUGAUAUCUUAUUCCCUAAAAACUAUCCGACUUAUCUGGAAGAAUUCAAUGCAGUUCUUGCUGCUAACCCGGGAACAAAUUACAUGUUCUAUGGAAGAAGAGAGCAUGAGUUCGUCAAAGCACCCACAUUGUCUGAAUUCAGUUUCGUGGACCUUGUUGCAAGCCUCCGCUCAUCAAUAGUUGUGAAACGUGGAAAAGUUGUUGUGAGACCAGAAGCCUACAACUCCACGUGGAUUCAUUAUAGUAAACAUGUAACUUUUAUGACACGAGCCAAUGUGACAAGUCCAACACUUGUUCAUGUUCAAUUGCCAGUUGAGAAAAAUGGGAAGAGAAAGAAUAAAUCGAGGGAUAUGUGGAAAAUUUCAUUUGGAAAACUGAAAGAAACAAUUCGGGAAGAUGAUAUCAAAGCAAUAGAGGAGGACAUUUACAGAAUAAGAAAUCUGAGUUCAACAAUGACUUUGGCAUCUAACCUUCCAAGUUCUGAUUUCUACCUUCCUAUUGUCUUCAAAUGUUAUUAUGACGCUUUCUACGGACCGGCAUUCGAUCAUAAACCUGGUGGUUUUGGAUGUCCAAAUGCAGAUUUCUGUCAAUUACCUCAAAGAGAUGACUAUAAAUGUAUUCAUUCAGAUGCAAAAUAUUACUCUGGACCUUAUAUGAAACCUGUCACUUAUCAUUUUACGACUGACUCAUUUUGGUCUAAAAAUAUCGGGUGUUAUCAAUGA
This is a messenger RNA of Caenorhabditis remanei, 1572 nucleotides long. RefSeq lists its product as uncharacterized. The record is from RefSeq and is a predicted model, not a curated record. NCBI's taxonomy places the organism in Eukaryota, Metazoa, Nematoda, Chromadorea, Rhabditida, Rhabditidae. The transcript has 6 exons. The coding region runs from base 1 to 1572 and encodes 523 amino acids.